This is a messenger RNA of Labrus mixtus (cuckoo wrasse), 2464 nucleotides long. It is a transcript of the gene cdk15, whose product is annotated as cyclin-dependent kinase 15. The record is from RefSeq and is a predicted model, not a curated record. Lineage: Eukaryota; Metazoa; Chordata; Actinopteri; Labriformes; Labridae. Gene Ontology annotation, biological process: protein phosphorylation. The transcript is spliced from 13 exons. Gene Ontology annotation, cellular component: nucleus; cytoplasm; cytosol. Bases 3 to 1370 code for a protein of 455 amino acids. Gene Ontology annotation, molecular function: cyclin-dependent protein serine/threonine kinase activity; cyclin binding; ATP binding.
AGAUGGAGGACUUGUCCCGGUGGGUUUCAGAGACCGGGAGGUGGGCGAGGAGGUGCUGCUGUGGACAGGAGGAGGACGAGGAGGAGGAGAGAGGAAGGAGCAAAAGAGACGAGGAGGAGGAGGAGAUGAAGGAGCUCAACUUUAAAAAGAGCAAGAGUUCAUCAUCCCUCCCGCCUGCUGAGCUGGAUUUGGACCAGUCUGAGUCCUACCCCUCAGGGUCCCAGCCCCACUGGUUCCACACCCUGCAGGUCCGACGGUACCGAGUUCAGCGAGGGCGCAGCAACAGCGACCCCCUGGGAGGGAAUGGCUGCCAGGACCACAUUGCCUGGAAACCCGGUCUUCAGUUUGGAGCGGCUCAUUCCUACGUCAGUCUGGAGAAACUGGGUGAAGGAGCGUACGCCUCCGUCUACAAAGGAAUCAGCAGGAUAAACGGGCAGCUGGUGGCUCUGAAGGUGAUUCGUAUGAAGACGGAGGAGGGCGUCCCGUUCACCGCCAUCAGAGAAGCCUCUCUGCUCAAAGGUCUGAAACACGCCAACAUCGUGGUCCUCCAUGACAUCAUCCACACCAGAGAGUCUCUGACGCUGGUCUUUGAAUACGUGCAGACGGAUCUGUCAGAGUACAUGAGCCAACACCCCGGAGGACUACACUCACACAACGUCAGGCUCUUUAUGUUCCAGUUGCUGCGGGCAUUGUGUUACAUCCACAGUCGGAGGAUCCUCCACAGAGACCUGAAGCCACAGAAUCUGCUCGUCAGCUACCAGGGAGAACUCAAGAUGGCCGACUUUGGUCUGGCCCGGUCCAAGUCCAUCCCGAGUCAGACGUUCUCCUCGGAGGUGGUGACGCUGUGGUACCGCCCCCCUGACGUCCUGCUGGGCUCCACAGAUUACUCCACAGCUCUGGAUAUCUGGGGAGCUGGCUGCAUCUUUAUAGAGAUGCUGCAGGGGGCGCCGGCGUUCCCCGGAGUCUCUGAUGUGUUUGAACAACUUCAGAAGAUCUGGACGGUUGUGGGCGUUCCCUCUGAGAACACCUGGCCUGGAAUCAGUCUGCUGCCAAACUACGAACCAGAGCUGUUCUUCGUCUCCAAACCCAAACAGUUCAGGACCAUUUGGAAAAGGUUGGACCAGCUGCCGUAUAAAACCGAGGAUCUGGUCCAGAGGAUGCUGAAGGCGGUCCCUGCAGACCGGAUCUCAGCACAGGACGCACUGCAGCACCUGUACUUCAGCACAUUACCUGCUCCCAUCAUGCACCUGAGGGACACUGUGUCCAUUUUUAAAGUUCCCGGUGUUUGUCUGGAGACGGAGGUCAGAGACGUGUUUCGGCCCGGACGGAGGGUCAAACCCUCGCUGCUGCCCACCAACAAGUUCUGGUGAACAGACGACUGUCCUAGCACACCGACCGGGGGGCAAAAAGGACUUCAUUAGACUGAGACCCUGACCAGAUGAGCUGAGGGGCAAACUGUUAGCGUGGAGCUAAAGCCUGACGCUAAGUGCUGCUGCUGUGAUGUUGAUGUGAUUUAAUCUGUUUAUUUGUUGAUUUAGAUCAAAUGUUCCCUCUGCGCUCAUUGUUAGCAUACGUUAGCAUACGUUAGCUGUGUUUAUCAGGCUCUCUUGGUGUGUUUGGCUGCUGAGUUCCCCUGACGGCGUUCAUGAAUAAUGAGUGAAUAAUGUUUGUUGUGAUGAAGAUCCCUGGUGACAAGCGUCGUCUUCAUCACUUCCUGUUAAAGAAAACUUUUAUUUCUAUGAAAAUAACAAACAAACUGCAAAUUCUUCAGGACGACACGGGUAAAAAAAAAAAACACAAAAAUUUUUCAGAUCGACUGAACAGUGACGACAAAACACAACAAAUACGAGAAUCUUUCUUUAUUUGUAUCUAGUUCAUAACCGAUCUACCGAGCACGUCUAAAACAAACUCUUUAAAAUAUAUUCUAUUCAUUCUAUUAUAAUUGUUAUUUUAUUCACAAACAUAGAAGCCAAACGUUUUGUCAUUUAUUGUUUUCAAUCAUGACAAGUUGCAUCGAGGAGCGUCAUCCUCUUAAACAAACGCUGCCAAGGUUUUUGUUGGUCCGGCCCCGCCCUCCUUGAUGACCUCCUUAUAACAACAUAAUUACACAACUUAGACCUCGUGCAGGAUUCUGAAUCAAAGUAAGGUCCACGUUUACAGCCUUGAUCUUUAGUCGAGCUAGUUUUGGUUAGCUCUGCUCUUCCUGAAUGUUUGGAGAGUAUUUUCUUCUUCAUGUGUUUGGUGUUGCCGUUCAUCCAGACGCUGUCGGAGACGACAAUAAACAGAAUCUCUUCUCUGUGUAUUUUAAACACCAGCUCUCUUCAGCUCAUAUGAAGCUUCGCAUUAGCAUGUUUGUGCAAGAUGCUAACAAAAGAGACGUAGUCGGCAAGUUGUUUUGAGAAGUUGAUGUGUAAAUGUUUUUGAAUGUUUGAUGGAUUGUUGAGAUAAAAGAGAAGGAGGAGGA